AUGUUUAACAUUGAAUUAUUAAAGGAAUGUCCUGAUGACAUUAUCUUUAAAAUAUUAGACCAUAAUUUCCUAGCGGUACAUGAUAUCUACAACUUCCUUUUCUAUAAGUCAACCCAUGACGUUGCUCAGCAAGUUUUAAACAAGCGAAGCUUAAUUCAUUUGACUAUUGGAAAAAGGAAAAACUGUGAAAGUGUAAUUACUUCUAGCCAUGAUUACGAGAUAACUAAAGGCCCAUAUUUCUGGCAUAUUUACUACAACUAUGCCAAUAAGGAUUUAUUCUUGUCGUGGUAUGAUAGACACAAAUAUAUUCAAAAUUAUGUUGUGCAGAUUUUCUUAGACCAAUUCCAAUUUGAAAGUUUGCAGUUUUUGCAAAUUCUCAAGUAUAAGAAAAUUAAGAUUUAUUUGAACUACGAGUCUGAUUUCAAUCAUACUGUCAGGAAGUUCACUCAUAUCAUAUGGCCCAUGAUUGGUGAAAUUUUUGAUUUGAGUAAUAAUUUUGUUAAUCUAAUUUUGGAAUAUGAAAGUUCAAUUGACCAGAACUUAACCAUCGACUUGUCAAACCUUAAUCAAUUUGAAUUUAGACAUUAUACCCCAACUUAUAGGCUGAUUGAAUUUAAAGUCAAUGACAAGUUGCAAGAAUUGAAAAUUAAUAAUAUUAGCAUGUUACCAAUAACUAUAAAGUUAAGUUCAAUUCCACUAAAUAUCACUCAAUUCUUGUGCAAUGGUCCGAUUGCAAAUCUAGUGUAUCUAGGACAUUUCUUAACUAAAUGUCCCAAUUUACAAAAAUUGUCAAUUUCAAAAGCCCAUUUGUCAAAUUUUCCGGAUUUUAUUGACAUAAUUUCUCCAAUGGGCCUACCAAGGUUGGCUUGGUUAGAUUUAAGUAAUAAUGAAUUUGGUAAUAUCGAAGAUUUAGAUUUGUCGACUAUAUUCCCAAACUUAUCCACUUUCAUCAUGAAAUUCGAGCAAUUGAAAACCCAUAGGUUUAGAUUUAGUGAUAUCACCUUCCCAGAUACUUUAACCUCGUUGAUACUACACGACAAAGGUAUAUCAAAAUUCACCAAUAUUGAAGGAAUUAAAUUCUUGAAGUAUCUUGAUCUAUCCUAUAAUUACCCGCAAGAUUUCGAAAUUCCCCAGAGGGUGUCUCAUAUUACCACUUUAAACCUUUCAUACAAUAGAACCAUAUUAUCAUCGAUUUAUAGAUUUAACAGAAGGGAUAUAUCCAACUAUAUAUUCUUUCAUGUGACAGAAUUGCAUUUACAAGGAUGUAAUAUUACCAAUGAAGAUUUGGAACAUUUAGAAGCUGAUUACCAACAUCUGAAACAUUUGCCCAAAUCUUGUGUGGAGUAUCUCGACUUGUCUAAUAACAAACUUUCCAAUUUAAGACUGUUUUCUGGUAAGUUGUUUACAAACUUACCAUUGAAAUACCUUGAUUUGUCAUUUAAUGCAUUCACUUACUUGAAUAAAGAUAUAUUUCCAAUAACUAGACAAAUCUACCCAAAUUUAUCUAAAGUAAAUCUUACUGGGAAUGCAAGGUUACAUAAUAUCACCUUAAGUAAUGAUUAUCCAGAGUUGGAACUUAUGUAUACUCCAUUUGAAAGAACCAAACCUACUAAUUGUUAA
Spathaspora passalidarum NRRL Y-27907 is the source of this 1620-nucleotide messenger RNA. RefSeq lists its product as uncharacterized. The record is from RefSeq and is a predicted model, not a curated record. The transcript has a single exon. Lineage: Eukaryota; Fungi; Ascomycota; Pichiomycetes; Serinales; Debaryomycetaceae. Bases 1 to 1620 code for a protein of 539 amino acids. Gene Ontology annotation, molecular function: protein binding.